AUGGCAGAUUCCACAUGUCUCCCCAGCCCUACUGACUCAUACUAUGAAGUCUGGAACAAGCUGGAUGCACUCUUUGCUGACUUCUGGCACAAGCUGGAGGGUAGGAUGUGGAUACUUGCCUCACCACAACCAAACAGCCACCUACCCAGGAUGCCACUUCCAAACCGGAGCAGAGCUCAGAGGGCUCUACUUUCUAAACGAGCCUCAUCAAGGUGGAAAACCAAGAGGCGCACACCUCCCCAGAACAGGACGCACAAGCUUCUUGUGAGACUCCACCAGGGACCUCAAACACUAUGGAGAGACCUGACCCGGCAAAUUCACACACCUCAUCUGACAGUUCCCGGGUCCAGAGGACUGAAAAACCUCACCACACUCCAGCUCCUGACUCCACAAGCAGACCAGUUCCAUCUAACAGCUAUCAGAUCUAGAGGCUCGCUAUGCAUCACUAUGCUGCAGGAAUGUAAAGUACCUCUGGCAGGCAUUGGCUGA
Pelobates cultripes (western spadefoot toad) is the source of this 489-nucleotide messenger RNA. The record is from the annotation of a GenBank genome assembly. NCBI's taxonomy places the organism in Eukaryota, Metazoa, Chordata, Amphibia, Anura, Pelobatidae.